CGUCCCGCUCCCCGGUUGCUGUUCAGUGUCCCCGGUCAUCGAAGGGCCUUCCUUCUCCGUUUCUUGAUCCUCAACAGGGCUUCCUUCGAAUUUGCUGCUGUAACGAUCAAUUCUGGGCUUUUGCUUCCGCAGGCAACGCUUCUCCACUUUUUGCUUAACACAUUCGUCACAGUCCAUGUCAAGGAGGAGCUUAGGCAGUUUCGCGCAUGACAAACGGUUAUCGAAGUACCGCGUUACAGAUGAUGAAUUAUUCAAUUAUGUUCUCAGAGUAGCCCUUUUGAGCUACCUCAUGAUCCCCAAGCCAACGACGACCACAGAGAUGAAAUCCAGCGACUCCAAGGAUCGAGAACAUUCGUCCAGAUUGGCAGCUCUGUCCAAUUUUUCUAUCGGUGACAUGAUUAAAGAUCUAAGAGAUGGCCCAAACUCCAAAAGCGUAAAAUUUCCCGACAAAUUAAUCAAAGUUUUGGAGCAGAAGCUGCAGGAUAUUGCAAUGGGCAAGGAUCCUGCAUACUCGGACCAACUUGUAAGGAGAACUAUGGGCAAGUUUUACGGACAAUUUAUGGUGGACAGCUUCAAGCGUCAAAUGAAAGAGAAUCGAAAGAUUGAAGAGCUUAUCCUUAUGUUUGCGACACAUGCCACCGGUGUGUUGAAGAAGGAACCUACUCUAACCGGUGAUUCGUGGAAAUUCGAGCUAAACAACCAUAUCGCUCUCUUUGUCAAGCUCCUCCGGGAAAGUCUUCGCGGCUUGAAUCAUGUCUCUCCAGAGCUACUCGGAAGACUCGAUAUGUAUACAGCAAAGCUGGGCCCCGCCCAAUCUUCUGAUUCUGGUUAUGAGUCCUCAUCCACUUCCAGAGAUCGCGACUCUAUUGCCUCGUUGACAAUAAGUGGUCAUGUUUCUGACAUGUCGCUGGUGAAGACGGUUGCAGGCCUAUUCAGGCUUUCAGAGUCUUCUGUCCAAAAAGAGGUUGACCAAUUAAGAACAUUGUGUACAGAGAAAGCUGCUCUUGCUGAUCUUAAGACCUGUUUGAAAAAUAUCAACGCAGGCGCCCCAUUCCCUGGACGAAGAGAGGAUUUCGAAAGCGAAGAUGCUUGGCAACAUUGGAAGACGUUGGAGACAACACAACUUCAGCAGAUGAUGGUGGCCAUGGUGCAAUUCAAUCCUGAGUUAGCGAAAUCCACACCAUCAGACGUGUUACCCUCCGUCGGGACAUCUUCAUCUUCAACUCGUCCCGGAUCUGUGUACUCUCAAACACAAUCUUCCUCCCGACAUGGCUCAAUAAGUAGCCGGCUCUCUUUGCACGGCCUCGGCGGUGACUUUGUGGAUAUCACAGCACCAGAAGAUGGAGAAGAAGACGGCAUUGAGGUUGGACACCACUUCACGUAUAUCCCUCCCAAUCCAAAGCGAUUUUACAAACGACUUCUCGAGUUAUGUCUCAUAGCGGACCUAGAAUUAAUGCUCAGCCCUGAAGUCGACGACAAUGACGAGGUAUCACUGGGUAUUUUAUCCACCCUUCACAUCGACCUUUUGAACGAGUGUGCUAUUCGGUGGCGGAUAGGACAUGCAUAUCGGGCGUCAUGCUUCCUCGAUCUUGUGAAGCAAUUCUACGAGCGUAAUGAUGUGCCUCUUGAAUGUAUCCCCGAAGCUCUGCAAAAUGUUGUGCGUGUUAUGCACGACAUGGAGCUGGAUAAGUGGCCUCUUACAGAUGUUGACUAUGUCUGUAACAUUUAUGGAGGUCUUUUCAAUAUCUUUCUCUCUUCGUUAUACCACUCGAUGGACUCCAUACCACAUCUCAAACCCUCCGAAAUCGAACCUUAUUUGACCAUUCUUGAGCAUGUUCGAGAUAGUGGACUUCUCGAUCGAUUCAACGUGGAUGUCAACGCCCGUGUAUCAGAUGUCCAGACUCGAGUUCGUCAAGUUGCAUUGGAAAGCUUCAAUACUAAGCUGCGCGAGUUGCAAUCGACACCAGGCGUCAACCGAGCGUUGCCACUACUUCUCAUGACCGAUGAGCUAGAGAAGUCUGCGAAAGCAUUGGACAAGCGUUUCCCUGAACCAAUACUAGGUAAAAUUGAUCUAGUGUCAUUGGUCGUGGAAGUGCAAAUCCCCUUGUUCAUCACCGAGGUACAAUCGUCGCAGAAACGUCUUUUUGAGUCCUCGAUGAACGGUCCGACACCAGACAUACCCAUUCAGGAUAUUUUUGCGUUAUACCGACGAACAAAAACUCUGAUUUCCAUGUUGGCAGCUUUUGCUCCGGAGCAACGAAUUGACUUCAACCUCACUGGCUUUUUCGAGCCUUACGUGCUGCAGUGGUUGACUAACACAGACAAUAAAACAUCGAACUGGGUAGAAGCUGCUAUAGCUGCAGAUAAGUUCCAAGCCGAAGGCACUGAAGGUCACAGCUCAUCAAUCGUGGAUUUAUUCGACUCGCUUCGAAGUCCCAUCGAUUUUCUGCAGGAUCUCGAGUGGGAGGAUGAGUAUCAAAAUGCUAGGUUCUUCACUUCCCUGUCUAAGACAAUUGCGAAGGCCGUAGAGCAGUAUUGCAGGAGCGUGGAGACCAAAUUUCUUGCAGAGAUGUUUCCUCGUCCAAACGAUUACCUGCAACCUCAGAAAUCCUCCGCUUGGCUAGAAAAAGCACGGCAGCUCGCCAUUCAGGGUGAAAAGAAGAUCGAGCCUUUUAAUUUCCAACCGGAAUCGUGCGUGAAGUUGAACAACGUCGAGGCUGCCCGAAAAUUACUGGAUAACAUGUACAAUCAGAUAGAGGUUGAUAAAUUAGCAGGAGUCAUCUCAGACUCUGCUCCGCCUGUCCCGGAGAAGGUUGAACGAGAGCGAUUUCUGUUUAGUGUCAAAAUCGUGCUGGCCGAAGGACUGAUGUCCGGUGAAGCUUCUCUCACCAACAAAUUGGACACUUUUGUUACGCUAAGUGACGAAGCUGGCAACAGACUUGCAAAGACAAGGACCAUUUAUGAAACCGCUGCGCCCCGUUGGGAGGAAACGUUUGACAUCUCCGUGGAUAAACCGUUAUGGCUCAUGGUCAGCGUCCGUGAUCGAGCAUUAGUUGGCAAACACGACACUGUAGGGAGAGCGUACUUGUGUUUGGACCCACGUCGUUUUGGUGAUUUAAUGACACACGAUUUGUGGAUGGACCUCGAUUCUAGUGGGCGCGUGCUUGUUCGAGUAAGCAUGGAGGGUGAAAAAGAUGAUAUUCAAUUCUACUUCGGUCGUGCAUUCCGCUUCCUGAAAAGGGCAGAGUCGGACAUGCUUCGUAUCUUUAUCGACAAGAUGUCGCCCUUCAUACGGCAAUGCCUUUCUCGAUCCGUUGUGAAGACUCUCCUCAAGGCAAACAGUUUGGGCUUAGACGUUAACAAAGCCUUGGGUAAUGUCACUGCCCUGUACCGAUCGGCUUUGGGAAGUUCUGCAAGCGAAGUACAAAUUCCGCUUCCGUCUGGGGAGAAGCCACGGGUCCGUCCUGAAGAACUCAGUGACGUCGAGAUUGAGCAGGCCAUCCUACCCCUUUUUGAUUACUUCGAUGCCAAUCUUCAAACACUCAACACAUAUCUCAGCGAGACAGCAAAAGAGAAAGUCAUGACUCGUGUUUGGAAAGAGAUUCUGACUGUUCUCGAGGGUCUUUUGGUCCCACCAUUGUCUGAGGUUUCCAGCGAUAUGAAACCUCUGAGUGACAAGGAGGUCGACAUUGUGUUCAAGUGGCUGAAAUUCUUACGUGAUUACUUCUAUGCUGGAGGUGAAGGGCCGGUUCCCCUCGAAGUUCUACAAAACCAGAAGUAUCGUGACGUAGUCUCAAUCCGGCUCUACUAUGAUUGGUCCACCGACGAGCUCAUGGAGGAAUGUGUUCGCAUGAUGCAACAAAGCCUGCGUUCAUCGGCAGGAACUAUAAUGAAGCGCGCCAAGAGUGUGUAUCAGCAGCGUAAUCUUGGUACCAUCAAGGAGCGAAAAAAGGAGAAGCAACAAGAGAAGGAAAUCACGAAUGGACAAACUAUAAUGCAAAUCCUUCGAAUGCGACCGGGGACAUCAGAUUUCAUCGCACAGCAGCUACAAAUACUGACCCAGCUGCAACAAGACCAGGAAAUACGUGCCAAACAAGCCGAAGCCCGCAAAGUGUCCAGACCGAAUAAUAGUGUUAAGAAACAGAACGCAGACCUCCCUUCCGUGCCCCCCUUACCAUCAUGAGAACCACGACGCAUCUUAUAUACAUAGAUACCUAAUAUACUCUGUAUACCUUUUUUUCGACUCUGUCUCUGUUGAUUUUUUUCUUCCUGUUGCUUUACUUUCAGGGACAUUUUGUAUUACGCCCUCUUCACUUUACUGCCUAUUUUUACAUCACUUUGGAUGAGGAAAAUCGUACUUACUUCUUGCAGCGCUCGUCAUUGGCAGUUAUCCUGAUGACAUCCAUGAGAGCUCCGAGCCCUACAUAUGUCUUUGCCCCCGCCCCCACCCUAGUAGCUGCAGGUGCACCGUGACAAGAACAGUGCUUUUUUCUUCUCUGGUGAAUUCAUAUUUGAUUUACUUCC
Molecule: messenger RNA, 4524 nt
Organism: Lentinula edodes (shiitake mushroom)
Lineage: Eukaryota; Fungi; Basidiomycota; Agaricomycetes; Agaricales; Omphalotaceae
Exons: 18
Coding region: 176-4183 (1335 amino acids)
Source: RefSeq, a predicted model, not a curated record